Messenger RNA from Megalops cyprinoides (Indo-Pacific tarpon), 6551 nucleotides. RefSeq names its product abhydrolase domain containing 2, acylglycerol lipase a (gene abhd2a). Gene Ontology annotation, biological process: acylglycerol catabolic process; steroid hormone receptor signaling pathway; medium-chain fatty acid biosynthetic process. The record is from RefSeq and is a predicted model, not a curated record. Gene Ontology annotation, cellular component: sperm plasma membrane; sperm flagellum. NCBI's taxonomy places the organism in Eukaryota, Metazoa, Chordata, Actinopteri, Elopiformes, Megalopidae. Gene Ontology annotation, molecular function: monoacylglycerol lipase activity; acetylesterase activity. The coding region runs from base 364 to 1659 and encodes 431 amino acids. The transcript is spliced from 12 exons.
UCGUAGUUGGCAGGUAUCUACAUCAUGUCACUGCAUGUCUCCGCGAACCGAGAGGGAUAAAUACUGUUUAGCAGCCAGAUAUUGCAAACAAUGACUGGAUAAGUUUAAGCAAAACCGCAUGGAAAGACACGGGUUAGGGUACAGACAGGAAGAAGUGAGGUCUGAAAUCCGUGGAGGAGAGCACGUUCGAGGUGUGUCGCGGAGGAUCCGGGAGACGGCGGUCUUUGUUAGCUAGCUCGCAGCCUAUAGCACCCAGACUUGACCAGAGCACUGUGAACCAAAAACUUUGCACAGAUCAAGAAGACUGUGGAUGAGAUAAGGUCCUAUUUUUAUAUACAGGAAGUUAAGCCAACGAGAUCCACCAUGAGUUCACACGAAGCCGAGGUGCACACCAUCGCUCCGGAGCUGCCCGCCAUGUUCGACGGGAUGAAGCUGGCGGCCGUGGCAACGGUCCUCUACAUCAUCGUGCGUUGCCUGAACCUGAAGAGCCCCACCGCCCCACCUGAGCUCUGGUUCCAGGACACGCCCCUCAACCACUUCCUGCUCAAGUCCUGUCCUCUCCUCACCAAAGAGUACAUUCCUCCCCUGCUAUGGGGCAAAAGUGGACACCUCCAGACGGCCCUCUAUGGGAAGAUGGGAAGGGUCAGCUCGCCCCACCCCUACGGCAUCCGCAAAUACCUACCCAUGCAGGACGGGGCCACGGCGACCUUCGACCUAUUCGAACCACUGGGGGACCAUCGGACAGGAGAUGAUGUUACCAUGGUAAUAUGUCCAGGAAUAGGUAACCAUAGCGAGAAGCAUUAUAUCCGCACGUUUGUGGAUUACUCCCAGAAGCAGGGCUACAGGUGUGCUGUUCUGAAUCACCUGGGAGCCUUGCCCAACAUCGAGCUCACUUCCCCUCGUAUGUUUACUUACGGUUGUACCUGGGAGUUUGCAGCUAUGGUGGGCUACGUCAAGAAGACGUUCCCCCAGACGCAGCUCGUGGUGGUGGGCUUCAGUCUGGGCGGCAACAUCGUCUGCAAGUUCCUGGGAGAGAACCGCAACAACCAGGACAGGGUGCUGUGCUGCGUCAGUGUGUGCCAGGGCUACAGCGCACUCAGGGCGCAGGAGACCUUCCUGCAGUGGGAUCAGUGCCGAAGGUUCUACAACUUCCUCAUGGCAGACAACAUGAAGAAGAUCAUCCUCUCCCACAGGGGAAGCCUGUUCGGGAUGAGCUCCAGCAAAAUGAAGGAUGCCGACCUGAGCCGGCUGUACACCGCCACCUCCCUCAUGCAGAUCGACGACAACAUCAUGAGAAAAUUCCACGGCCAUGAUUCCCUGAAAGAGUACUAUGAGAAGGAGAGCUGUGUACAUUAUAUUCACAAUGUAAACGUGCCACUGCUACUGGUGAACUCUGCUGAUGACCCACUGGUGCACCAGUCUUUGCUGACUAUACCUCGCACACUUGCAGAAAAGAAGCCCAACGUGAUCUACGCCCUGACGCUGCACGGCGGCCACCUGGGCUUCUUCGAGGGCGCCGUGCUGUUCCCCGAGCCCCUCACCUGGAUGGACAAGGUCAUUGUGGGCUACGCCAACGCCAUCUGCCAGUGGGAGAGGCAGAAGCCGCCGUGCCAAAGUGCCACCCAGAGCGAGACCCAGUGCCCGGAGGAGAAAGCCUAACCCUCCCCGCGCCCCAGUCGCCCACUCACCCACGAUACACUUCACUCUCCGCACCGACUCACCGCCUUCUCUCAAUACUCUCUCAACACGUGCUGGACUUGCAAUCUUCUUAUUUUGUAUAUUUUUUUUAUCAUGCAAAAAAAAUGAGUACCACAAAAUGUAGGCUAUACAAUAUGUAUUAAUGGUGAAAAAAGGGGAAAUUGGGGAAAAAAAGAUGCACCCUGGUUUGUCUAAGGAGAUAAAAAAGGACAUUUAUAAGGAGGGAACCGUAGUAAACAGAUUGCGUUGUAGUUCUGUAGGUCUUAUUAGGCAGGGCGUAGUACGACGGUGGAGCAGAAAAACACGUUGCAUAAUGAAUGACCUGCAGGAAGGGCUCUUCGCUGCUGGGCCCGCGUCAGCAGAGUCACCCUCCUCCACCUUUUAUGUAACGCGCACGGUCUGUACCGAAGAUGUAUGCGGCUUGGCAGGAGUGCUGUCUGUCUGUAGCGGGGAUGGAAAAUGAGGUCCCUGAGGGCCAGAAACUCACAGGUUUCAGAGUCCCCUUAGAUUAGCGGCAGAUCUGCAUCAGGGAUGCGGUACCAGUUUGCACUGCCUGCCCGAUAUAAUAUCGCUUCAUACAAAAGCCAAAGCAGGACGAAGCCCAGGGGCUACUGCAGGGCCUCCCGCCCCUGCUUUAAAGCAUUUGAGGAAACAUCAUUGGCCGCGUGCAGUGGUUUACCUCCUUUUUUGUGGCAUUUACUUUUUUUUGUUUGUUUUGCACAGUGCAGUCCAAGGGUUGACUGCUCUCUGUAGGGUCAUUACUUUUAACCCCGUGUGGGCUGCAACUGUGGGCCUUUUCCUGGAGGAGAUUGUUUGUUUGUCCUGUACUUACCCUUAAUUAUGGAUGAGCAAUUGUGUAGAAUUUGGAAUUGAACACCUGGGUAAUGAGACCUACACAAACACCUAUCCCUUUGGAGACUUUUAGCCAGCUGAAGGCUAAGCCUCAUCUCCAAGUGGCAUUGACCAAUGGGGGAAUGAAUAAACCCGUGGUUUAUCGUACCCGCGCCUGUGUUUAGAACCAGCUGGAUCCACUAGCAUUCCAACUGUCAAACCAGUUUAUCCCAAAUCACAGAUUCUGUUUUCCAAAGCACUUUAUUUGACACAUUUUUACUUCACAAGCAUCCUUUUUAUAGGUGUUGAAUUUUGUUCUAUUUUUUUAAAUUUUGGUUUGGACUUUGUUGGAUUAGAAUUGAAAUAACCGUAGUUCCGUUGAUGUGGUGUGGAGAUUUGGCGAACAGACAAGAGGGAGAGAGGUCCUAAGCCUGAACAGGUGUAACGACUGCGGUGAUCCCCUUGUGUGCCCUUAGAUCAGUGUGUCUAAUUUGCCUCAGACUUUUUUGUUUAUUAAAUCUCUUAUUUUUUUCUUCCCAGUUAGAACUGGCAGAAAAGCAGAACCAGUUUGCUCUGUCUUUUAGGAGUGCUGCCUAUGUCAGUGCUCUGCCUUUGAGCAGCUGUGCUCUGUGUCAUGAGAAUGGAGUGGCCUGACCAUGGCGAACGGAGUGAGGGGGAAAGAUGGCUUUCUUCCCAAUGUUGUUUCUUUACUCUGGCAACACUGUAUUCAUCUACUGCGGGAGGCUGUUGCUUUAGCGUAGAACGAGGUUGGUUUUUCAGGGCCUCUUCAUUUGAACCAGCACUGUCGGUCUCUUCUUGAAACCAGCAUCAGUGUCUUGCAUUGAGCUGUGAGGUGAACUGAGUAAUUAGCUGUAGAUGCAUCAGUUGGAGUCCCGUUUUCCAUCCUUUCUUACGUAUGAAACCUGAGAUCAUAGACGACCCAUUGAAAGAGGGUAUGACAUUUAACAGAAUUCCAGAUGAAACUUGACUUGCUAUACAGUGUUUUAGUGCUUGAGUGCUUAAAAUAAACUUAAUAUUUCUGUGGGAGAGAGGGAAUUUGGCUAGUUUGGUCGCAAAAGGGUUAUUUUCUUGAUAAGAAACUUAAAAUGAGCUCCUCUUGUAGUUAAAGACUAAGCCAAACCUUGGCCCAUCUAUACAGCCCUUCAGAAAGCUUUUUUUUUUUUUUUUUUUUUUUUUUUUUUUUUUUGAGGAAUGCUUUUAUCAAGAUGAAGAUAGUUUGUCUUGCAGUAGAUACAUGAGCAUGUAACAGAGUGCCCUUGAUAAUUGGGAGACGCUGCAAUGUAUCUGAAUGUUAUGGGGGAGCGUUUCAAUGGGGUGUGUAGAUAUACUGGGAGUGGGGUGGGGGGGUCGUUAAUGCCAACCCAAACGAGGCACAGCAGUGAAGGACAGUGUGCAGGCAGUAUGCGUUUAGGUUCACCUUAUUAGAAUUGAAUUAUGACAGCAGUUCUUGGGAAGAUUCUUACUGUGCUGGUGUUUUCCCUGCUUUGCCUUCCUCGUGUGCUGUGUCCCGGUUUUGAUAAUGUAAUUCUCCUCAGAGUAGAUGGAUUUGGUCACACGUGUGUGACAGCGUACAGAGACCUGCUAGCAGGUGUAUCGUGGAGGGGACUCACCAUACGUGUCCUAUGUACUAUGUCUUAAUGGCUUUGUUCUGUUUUACAUGUAUGUGGCAGGUUAACCUUACUGUACCUUACUCCUCACUCACCUACAUCAAAUGCAACAAAGUUAGAAUGAUGUUUUUUCCUGUGAAAAAAAGGAGAACUGCAAGAGGGAAAAGCACUUUGACAAUCCGUUGUGAAAAACCAAAAAAGAAAUAAAUAACCAUUGUCAGCUUGAUCAGAUCUACAAGAUUAGCAGAGGGUUCCACCCAUCUCUGUUGUGGAGCACAGAAAACUCUGCGAACAGAAUGGUUUAUGUAAAUGUACUGUAAUAUAUAUAAUAUGAUUGUUUUUUUUUCACUUUGUAUAUUUAAGAUGCAGAUGAUAAUACUCAGUUUACUACGAACCACAAAGCUCUACACUAUCUACAGCAUAUUCUGAUAUGGCAGCAAGAGCCGUGCACUUUGGUGGGUUAAGAACUUUAGGACAGUUCGGGAGUAAUGUUAAAGAAAAUGUGCUGGAGAGCACUCUUUGGACCUUUAGUGCACUGCAGGGAGUAGCCAGCUUCUGUUCUCUCUUUACUUUAAUCUGCUUGGCCUCACUGACUGCCUCAUUCUUGUCUCAUUCCUUUGUUUUUCCAUAUUUAUGGCUUCACACUUCAUUACUGAGCUCUUGGCUUUCCCUCAGCAGUAUUCAUUACAGUAGACUGAUGCUUUGCUCGUGUCAUCUAGAGCAACAGCACCCUCUGCCGCUUGGCAGUGGAAUUGUUUCAUUCGUGCUGAGUGGAGUGCAGCUCUUGAGCUCUGUUACAUUGAACACCUGGUGCCCCCUAGUGGAGCAUUUGUCUGAUGCCUUGAAGGUUUUAAGACCUGUUACUGAGUUACCGAAAAAUGCUUUUUGGAAAUUGAGUAACAGCACUCUCAUCAAGGUCAUUCCGGUGUGUGUACAAUAAAUGUGUGUUGACUUAAGUACAAACUGAGCAGGAAAGUGAGGGUGUAAAUAAAAUGCCUGCCAAUUUGUUAUUAGACCAUUUAAAGAGUGAAUUUGUGAAACGACCAAGCAGAUUAAAGCAAUUCUGGGCUAAUAUACCAGCACAAACCAAGGCUCUCCUGUACAGAAUAGAGAAUUGCAUUAUGCCUUUUUCACUCAAUUUUGCACAGAAUUGCUGGUUUUGGAUGUAUAUCUCUGCUUCAGGCUAGUUCUGACUGAUUUUGUUAUCCUCAGACUUCAUUUUUUAUGUUUUUAUAUUUUAUUAUGGUUAUUAUUAUUUUGUUGUAUGUAUGUAUGCUUUGGAGUGUGAGUGUGCAAAUGAAUAUGGGUGUUUGCAUCAUAUCACCACUCAUGGAUAUUAAAGUAAAUGUAAUUCAUAGGCUCUGGUGUAACAUGGUAAACGUUGAAUUUUGGACCUUUGAUAAAUACUCUGGGAACGUGUGUUUAGGGGACCAGAGGCAGUGUUCAUUGGUGGUUGUGGACAUGCGCAGUCUUUUUUUUAAUUGAUAUUUGAAGAAAUGAUUUGGGGGUGGGGUUAGUGUGGAAACAUCCUAAUUCCUAAGUUUAGCAGCAGAACACCGCUAACAAUUACGGGACAUCAAGUGAACGUUGAAAAUGUGUUAUACAUGCAGUUUUUGUAAUGCAGUAAUUGGUUUCUCGAAAUGUUACUUAAAUUCUAAAAUGAUGCUUUAUUGAUAGCUGUUUCAUGGUGUGUUAUCAUUACAUUAUUAUUAUUAUGAUAUCAAAAAUGUCAAAAGGCUUUCUUUCUGUGCUCCCAAAUUAUUGAACUGGAACUACCUAAGGGACCAUAAAUCUUAAUUUGUAUUCCACAGUUCAGUCCAAAUAUUCCAUGGAGAUCUAUUGACCAGAUAUAUGAGAUAACGUGCAUCAAUUUGCCCUACAGAUGUAGAUGUGACAGUUUAUCAAACACAGCAAGUAUUAACUGCACACUAGCACGUAGAAGGUGAAGUGAGAAGCCAAGCGCUAGUUCCCUCAGUGGCCUCAAAGCUAAGGGCCUUGCUGUGAUUUUUAACACGGCCCUGGCACUUAGAUGAGCUGGUUACCAAAGGGAGGUGGGCUCGAAUUACAUGACUCUGCUCCUUUGGUUGAAGAAAAGAUAGAACCACCUUAAAAAAGAGAGAGAUCACCUUAAAAGUCUUCUGCACUGUCUUGGAGGUCUCCAUUCUUGCACACGAAUUUCACUGAGGUGUGUAGAGGCGUGUGGGGGCGUUGGGAGCACUGAACGCAGUCAUGUCUCUGUUUCAUCGUUGUAUGCUCAAAUUAACAUUUAUAGCUUUAUUCUUUGUGUUUACAUGUAAAUGUAUGAAUUUAAUUUUUUUUGGUCAUAAAAAAUGUAAUUUGACAUUCAGGCACACCCAUUACAGUAUGGAUUCGGAUCACUUGUGUGUUUUUUUU